GUAAAAUCUCCCAUCAUGCAUUUCGCAAGUGCCUAACAAAAAGCCAAAUGAGAAGGCCGAGGAGGGGAGGCUGCCAGCCGAGGGGGGUAGCCGAUUUCCAUGGAGGAUUUUCUGUUCUUGUCGUCCACAUUGCCAAGCCGGUGACGGCGGGAAACGAAAACAAAUAUAAAAGCAUCAUUUAACAUGAUGCCUGCUCCCCAACAAGAUCUUCCAUCUGGGCUGUGAGUGUCGGCAGGUUUCCACUGCCGCCCCUCUUUGGGGGAUUCUGCUGUCUGACUCCGUCCAGGUCCAGACCCACAACACUGCCAGGCGAUGACAGCGGCUACAUCCACUCCGCAGGUGAUGAGAGACCGGCUGCUACAGGCCAUCGACGGGCAGAGUAAUCAGAUAUGCAACAUGGUGGUGGUUAUGGAGGUGGUAUCUUUUUUGGAGAACUAUCCUAUUACCAAAGAGGCAUUAGAGGAAACCCGUCUUGGGAAGCUGAUUAAUGAUGUACGAAAGAAAACAAAGAAUGAGGAUCUUGCAAAAAGGGCCAAAAAGCUCCUCCGGAACUGGCAGAAGCUCAUUGAGCCUGGGAAGGUUGAGUCUAGAGGACUCACUGAAGCUUCCUGGUCUUGCAAUGGUGUUGCUCAUCCAUGCAUCUCCACUUCAGCAGCCAACCCAACAUCAGGUAAAACCGGCCCAGAGUUGAAGAACAGAAAUGACUUCAACAACUGCUCCCCAAGAGUAGAAAAGCCAAGCAACAGGAAACGUAAAGGUGAACAGAAGGAAGGACAGCUCUUGCCAACCAAGAUACCCCAAACUACUCCCACUUUUAAUGAUAAAAUACAAAAGUCAAAACAGCUGCAGACCAAUGGACUAGGUGGCAGCUCUGAAGUUGUUGCAAAUAUUUGUGCACAUCAUCCUUUAGAUAAGGAAAUUCCUGAGCCUCUGGACAAUAACAAACUAAGUAAAAUCCCCAUUCAUGCUGUAAAACCUCAUCCAAGUGUCCAGGGAUAUAGCAAGUCUCCUAACACCUCAUCCUUGUUAAAAUCAUCAAUUCUCCAACAGCAAGCAAGACAGGAACAAACUGCCUCAGGGGGGCAGUAUCAACCCAGAAGCCCAUGUCGUUCUUUGCACAGUCCUCAGACUCCAAAGCAUGAAGCUGUUAUCAAACAAACUGUUGCCCCUGAGCUCAGGGCAUCUGCUCAGCCUUUCAGUGUAUGUGUUCAGGGUUUUCAGACAGAAAGCACAGCUUCCAGUAAAUCUCUUCAUAACUCGGUCACCUCCUCUUGCAGUGAGGGAGUUGGUUUAGAAGACAAGGGUCCUGCUAGCAAUACAGAGAAGAGGAAAAGACAGACAUACCGGCCUAAACACUAUGCGGUAAAUUUAGAUGGACAACAUGUAGAAGACGGCACCAGACCAGUCAGGUUAAAAGAGAGGAGACUCACAUUUGAUCCUGUAACAGGACAAAUCAAACCCUCCUGCCAUAAAAACUCUACCCAUGACGAGGAAGUCACAGUGGUCCACAGCUCUGAACUACAGUGGUCAGAACAGCUGAAGCAGAACCCACCAAUUCCUCCCAGUCCAUUUCAGCAAACAGACUGGAAAAAGUUGUCAAGGAGCGAAAUCAUCCAGUCAUACCUCAGCCAGCAAAGCAACAUGCUGACAUCCUCAGGCACCCAUACCCCUGGAGCACACUUUUUCAUGACUGAGUUCUUGAAAAAAGAGGAGUACUCUAUUAAAGAUGCAAAGAAAACGUUCAGUUUGGUUUCAAACAUCCCAUCCAAGGAAUUCCCAGGAGUUAGUAGAGAAAUCAGCAGUGAAGACCUGAAUAAAUUACACACGCAACAUUGGUCUGGGGUUAAUGGAUGCUAUGACACAAAGGGUAACUGGUAUGACUGGACAGAGUGCAUCUCUUUAGAUCCACAUGGAGAUGAGAGCAGACUGAACAUACUGCCCUACGUCUGUCUGGAUUAAAACAGAAGUCAAGCUUCUUGUUGGAAGUUAUAAUUUACUUUCACUGUGCAGCAGAGUAAGUACAGAUGUGUGAUGUUGCUUCUUCAACAAGUGAUGGAACGGAGUACAUAUGCUGUUUAUUUGAGUGUUGGAGCACAGGGGGUGCAGCUUUUACACUUUGUAGGCAGCAUUGAGGGGCAAAAGCUAUGCAUUUUUGACCAUUUACUUGCUGGAAAUAAAGUUACUGUACAGCUUGAAUUUACAAGGUACACAUGAGCAACUCAACACACAAUGGUCUGUAUGGGGGACAUCACUAACAAAAAAUUUAUUCAGCUUAAGUUAAUGUUAUGCUAUGCUUUGAGGAAAUAUGACAUUAUUGACACCCCCUCUCGUCCAUGUAUGUUUUUGUCUAGAGUGGUUUAGAUUUUAUUUAAAUGUUGUGUAUUAAAAAAAGACUUAUUUUCCUCCAGGCUUCCUAAUUGCAACAGACAUCUAGCAGAAACCCCUACUGAUGUGAUCUGUUGUUGGCAGUUGCCUAUGCAUCAUGAAUGUUGCAUUUUUCUGUUCAAACUGAAAUAAAUACCAUUUUCAAAUAGCUGUUUACAUUGCCAGUAGUGGAAACUGACAUCUUUAAGUUGUUAGUCUGAUGAAAAAUAUUUGUCUAACAUCAACUUUUAGCAGAAAGACCAAACAAAUCAAUCUUAAACCAUUUUAAUAUUUUCUUGUUUGCUGUUAAAGUGGCAUGAAUCUGUUGGGGUAAGACAUAGGGGUUUGACUGUCGUGUAUGAUAUUUAUUCAUAUUCAGGCUCCUUUAUAUUUUUGUUUGAAUUGAUUUGGUGAUGCAGCUGUGAUAUUCCACACUAACCCUGUUAAUGCAUCAACAAACUGUACUUUACACAGAAAACAUUGCCCCAAAUUGGUACAGUUUAAUAUUAUGUUCUGAUUUUGUUUUAAACAUGCAUUUUCCCUUUACUCUGUAUGUUGUAAAACAUGCACUGGAAUAGCUGAGCGGCUCGUGCUAUCGACUUGCUUCUUUGUACUGUCAGGAAAAACUGAGAAACAAAUUUGAGAUGCUGGAUAAAGUACUUAAAAGCAUUCCAUUAUAUAUUGUUUGCCUUAUGGAAACGUGUUUUCCCUGAAGACAGAGCCUUAGUGAAUGUACAUAUGUUAAACUUUUGUGUUCAAUUGAAUGCAGAAGAAAGUGUUUGCUACUUAGUCCUUUAAGUGGACAUGUUAAUGUGUUGAUUAAAAAAACAAAAGAAUUGUGUUGUCUUUGUGCAUUUGGAAGAAUUUUUGUUUUCUUGCUGUACUAAAGCAA
This is a messenger RNA of Melanotaenia boesemani (Boeseman's rainbowfish), 3256 nucleotides long. RefSeq names its product mediator of RNA polymerase II transcription subunit 26-like. Gene Ontology annotation, cellular component: mediator complex; nucleus; core mediator complex. Bases 313 to 1959 code for a protein of 548 amino acids. Gene Ontology annotation, molecular function: transcription coregulator activity. The record is from RefSeq and is a predicted model, not a curated record. The transcript has 3 exons. NCBI's taxonomy places the organism in Eukaryota, Metazoa, Chordata, Actinopteri, Atheriniformes, Melanotaeniidae. Gene Ontology annotation, biological process: positive regulation of gene expression; regulation of transcription by RNA polymerase II.